AUGAAGAGAAAGAAGCCGAGACGCGCGAGCGGAGCGCACCAGGGCCCCGGGGAUGGCGAUGCCACUCCCGCAGCGGGCCAUGCGGACCGCCUGCGGCCCGACACCGGCGCCGCUGUCAAACAAUCCACGCAACACAACACGAAGGGGGCCGUGCGCUCGCAAACACCUCCAUCAGGCGCCCCUGCACAGCACGGCGGCAGCAUCAACAAACAGCAGUUCACCUUCCAGGUGAUCGCGUACGACGAUGUACCCGACGGCGGCGCACCUCCGCAUCCCACCCAGCCCGCCGCCCCUGCGCGAGACACCCCCUCCGCGGACGAAACAACCCCACCACCAUCACCAGCGCACGACACUCCCCCCCCCGGGACGCCCGCGCGGAGCCCGCCGCCCGAGCAGCGGCCGGACGACGCGCGCGAGCCGCCGAAACGCAAGCCCCCCGUCCUCCCCUGGAUGAAGAUUCCAGUAGCAGUCGACCCAUCAAAUCAACCCGACGCGGCGGAGCUGGAGGGCCUGCAUCCCGGCCUGGCCGCAGGGCUCAACGACCUCGGCAUCCGCAGCAUGUUUCCGAUCCAGGCGGCCGUGUGGAACAUCGCCCGCGGCGGCGUCGCGCAGCCGCACGACCUGUGCGUGUGUGCGCCUACAGGCAGCGGAAAGACGCUGGCGUUCGUGCUGCCGAUGCUCAACGACCUGGCCGCGCGGCCGACGACCCCCGCGCCGCGGACGUUCGGCCGGGGCCGCGCCGUCCGCGGCCUCGUCGUGCUGCCGACGCGGGGGCUGGCCACGCAGGUGUUCGAGGUCGUCGCGUCGCUGGCGCCACGUGUCGGCCUGAGCGUGGGUCUCGUGGCCGGGAGGGUGUCCUACGAGCUAGAGGCGAGGUCGCUGAUGGUUCGCGCCGCAGAGGGCGCGUCGUACGUCGCGGCGGACGUCCUCGUGGCCACGCCGGGGCGCCUGGUGACGCACCUGCGCGAGACCGCGGGGUUCCACGUGAGGAGGCUGGACUGGCUCAUCGUCGACGAGGCGGACAAGAUCCUGCGCCAGAGCUACUCGAACUGGCUGCGGCGCGUGCUCGCAGAGGCCCGCUGCGGUCCGCCGUGGGCGGGCGUGGCGCACGAGGGGGACGCCGUGGAGGCGGGCGUGAUCGGGGCGUGGCUGGACGAGGGAGAGGUGAGGGGGGAUCCGCGCUGGGGCGCCGUCGAGCGGUGGCUCGCCGUUCCGAGCGGAUUCAAGCAUGGGGAGCGCCGCGUGGUGAAGAUAGUGGCGUCGGCGACGCUGACGCGGGACCCGGCCAAGAUCGACAAGCUCGCGCUCAACUGCCCGAAGUACAUCGCGCUGACUGCGCAGGACCAGAGAUACAGCCUCCCGAGCACGCUAAAGGAGUGGAAGCACGUGGUUGACGGCCGGUACAAGCCCCACGCGCUGCUGGCGCUCCUGAGCCAAUUGUACCCCCGGAGGACUGUUGUGUUCUGUUCGGCGGUGGAGGGCGCGCGCCGCCUCCACCUCCUGAUCUCCCACGUCGUCCGCAACGCGCACGACGCUGUGCGCAUCGGGCAGCCCGUGGAGUACUCCAGCCGCGUCGCCCCGCGCGUCCGCGCACGUGCGCUCGAGCAGUUCCGCGCGGGGGAGUUUUCCGUGCUGGUGGCGUCGGACGCGGCGACCCGCGGCCUCGACGUCGCGGAGCUGGAGUGCGUGAUCAACUACGACAUGCCCGUGUACGCCAAGACGUACGUGCACCGGGCCGGCCGCACGGCGCGCGCGGGACGCACGGGGGAGUGUUUCACGCUGAUGCGGCCCGAGCAGGUGCGGUGGUUCAAGGACAUGCUGCGGAAGGCGGACAACAACUACGUGCGCGACUGGAAGAUCCCGCGCGAGGCCACGGACGCGCUGAAGCCCGCCGUGGACGCUGCGCUGGCAGCCAUGCACGCAACGCUGCGCGGCGGGGGCGCGGGCGACGGCGACGACGACGACCCCGUCCUGGGCGCGCGAGGGGGCGGGGACGACGACAGCGUGGCGCAGACGGUCACGGCGCAGCUGCUCAAGGCCGUCCAGCGCGCGAGAGAUGCCUUGCACAGCGACGGCGACGAUGCUGCCACAUGA
Messenger RNA from Pedinophyceae sp. YPF-701, 2094 nucleotides. NCBI's taxonomy places the organism in Eukaryota, Viridiplantae, Chlorophyta, Pedinophyceae. The record is from the annotation of a GenBank genome assembly.